Messenger RNA from Adineta ricciae, 315 nucleotides. NCBI's taxonomy places the organism in Eukaryota, Metazoa, Rotifera, Eurotatoria, Adinetida, Adinetidae. The record is from the annotation of a GenBank genome assembly.
AUGCAAUGCGAGCGCAGCAAACAGAAGGAUGUCGAGAAAUUUCGUCAAUGUCAUCCAUAUGAAUUUAUCGUACGAAGUUCGUCACGAAGAAAAAGAAGAAAAGAAAGUGCAAGAAGGUUAGAGCACAUAGAAAAAAACAACAAAAUAACAUUCAUGACAAAUAUUGAUUCAUCUUUUGACACUUCGGAUUCUUCUCACCGUUCGUUAGGAGAACUAAUGUUAAUGACUGAUAGGUGCAAGUAUUCAUCACUAACUCAUCUACGUGACCAUAUGAAAGUACAUACGAUAUUUAUUCGAUUACCUUUUUUGCUGUAA